UGUUUUUCAGGCAGCUGUGUCAAUGUUGAAACAAGACUACAAAGAAGGAGAAAUGACUCUGAAGUCAGCGCUCGCUCUGGCUGUCAAGGUGCUAAAUAAGACAAUGGAUGUUAGUAAACUGUCAGCUGAAAAAGUGGAAAUUGCCACACUAACAAGAGAGAGUGGAAAGACGGUGAUCAGAGUCCUCAAGCAAAAGGAAGUGGAACAGUUAAUCAAAAAACAUGAAGAGGAAGAAGCUAAAGCUGAGCGGGAGAAGAAAGAGAAAGAACAGAGAGAAAAGGAUAAAUAGAAUCACGGAUUUUAUAACUUCCAGAGGCACCAAUUCACUUAGGAGCUGUCCUGGCCUUCCAGCCCAGAAGUGUUUUCUUGUAAUUUUUUCCUUACCUUGGUCAUCGGGGAAAUAGGACAUUGCAUACUGAAUUGGGUCCAUGUCUGUCCAGUUGGAUGCUUUAUUGUAAUGAUGGACAUCUUUAUAAACAUCUUAAUCUCAACACAUAAUUUUUGGAAUAAAACUUGGAAAGAUUGGUUAUGGCGAA
This is a messenger RNA of Grammomys surdaster, 536 nucleotides long. Its product is annotated as proteasome subunit alpha type-4-like. Bases 23 to 289 code for a protein of 88 amino acids. The record is from RefSeq and is a predicted model, not a curated record. The transcript is spliced from 2 exons. NCBI's taxonomy places the organism in Eukaryota, Metazoa, Chordata, Mammalia, Rodentia, Muridae.